AAUAAAUAAAUAAAUAUGCUCUUUAUUAAUUUGAUGGUUAUUUGCAGAUGUAGGACAGUAGGAGGUUACGUGAGAUGAUUAUAGAAGGGUUUCGUCUUUUAACUAAUUGGUUUUCUCCACUCAUAAGCUUUUUCUGUCUCUGAAACCCUACAAAAUAUGUACGGAUAUUCUUCUCGUUAAAACAAGGCAUGCAUAUGAUUUGAUUCUCUUGGGGUUUACACACUCAACCUACUGCGACUACAUUGGUCCAAACGAUAUCUAGAUUGAACGAAAUGAUACGUAUAAUAACUAAUACUUAUUCUUCUCGUUAACUUAACCAUCUCCGAUCAUCACUGAUCAUGUGAGUGAGAGACACUAAAACAGGUGUGAUAUAUAUGGCGACGUGGAGGGAUGAAUCCACUUGCGUUUCUGGCUUCCUUAUGAGUGAGCUAUAUGAUUUAUUUUAUACCUCGCAGCCUUGUUAACUAGGCCUAUUGUUAACAUUGUCUAAGCUUUGCCUUGUAUUUAUUUCUUUUUGCCAAGACAAAUCUUAGGAUUAUAUUUUUUGUAAUAUUACAACCGUACCAUUUUAUAAUGGAUUUCACAUAUUUGGCAAAUAAAUAAAUAAUAAGAGGCAGAAAAGAACAAGAACAGUUUGGAUCAUAGAUAAGGAAGAACGCUAAACAUAUGGUAUAGUUGCUUCCUGUAAUCAAAAUCGAAAAGAAAAAUAUAAAUAGAGACUAGAGAGGCCUCGUGAUCGGAGAUUGAAAGUUCCUCUCUGAUGCCUGAACUCUGUGCCCCUUCCUCCCCCUUGUCACGUGGGCUCUUUUGACCAACCUUUGCCUUCUCCAGUGACCAGCCACACAUCACAUCAAAUCACAUCGCUCUUCUCUUUUUUUUUUUGGAUCAACAUCACUCUACGUUUUCCUUCUUAUUUUAAGUACAUUUUAGUAGUUUAUGACACAAAGUAAUCAAAUAUUUGCAGAACAGAUAAUUAUACAUUCAACGCUCCCAUAUAUAAUUAAGUAAACAUUGUUCAUUAAAACAAACUGUAUAUAGCUAUGGGAUUCUUUUUUUUUUUUGUCUCUGCACGAUUUUGUUUAAGUCGUCUUAAUAAGAUUUUGUUUGAGUAAUUUUAUUUGUUGAUUACUGAUUGUUGGUUAUUGUAGAUAGGUCUAAAUUAAUACACUACUUUAUGUUUGUCCCUAAAAUGGCAUGUCUCGACAUAUUAAUUUACUUCAAUUGUCUUGCUUAACUACUAUAAAUAGAGGACCCUUAUGGCCUUCUCCAUAUUCACCACAACACCUCCAAAUUAAACGUUUCUUUCCAACCCCCAAAAGAAGUCUCACUUGGGGUUUUUUCAUCGAAGAGAUGACGCAGGGGAGAUAUUGUGAGUCUUGCGGAUGGUUCCACGACCACACUCAAACAUGCUUAUUUGUCCACAAUGGAAACGGCUGUUCGAACAUACAAACCGCUGUUGUUGACUGCACUCUCUCUUUGGGACCUCCGUCCACUACAACUACAAGACUAUCUGAGAGAGACAAGAAGAAGAUGCGACGGUCCAGUACUUCAACUCGUGUCUCCAGUUUCAUUGACACCGAUACGAACACCUCCAAAACGUCGACGUAUAGCGUCCUUCCCUCUUCCAACCGCCGUAUUUCUGGUGGCGGCGAUACUCUACUUGAUCGUCGCUGUACCAAAUGUGAUACAACGUCUACGCCCCUAUGGAGGAAUGGUCCUCGAGGUCCCAAGUCGUUAUGCAAUGCGUGUGGAAUUCGUUUCAAGAAAGAAGAGAGGAGAACGAUGGAUACGACGAGGAUGACGGCUAGCAGCACAGUCGCGCAAGAUCAAUACGGACACCAUCCUUCCAGUUAUAGUAACCACAACAAUGCUACUGAUCAGAGCGGAUCGUCAACGUGCAAUUUCGUAGCCAGCGAGAUCAUGUUAAACCAUGACUACGGCGGUGCUGGAGAGUAUUACCGGCGGGAUCCCGUAGACGGAGUUAACGGCCUACAUUCCCACUCGUGGAGACUUAAUGUAGAGGAUACGGCAAUGAGUCUUGUCUAUGACUUUACUAGGUGAAAGGAAUCUAAAAAAAAAAAGAGAGUUUCCUUGUGUACUGAGAAGUUGGAGAGAGACAAUGUUGAUGUUAUGAUAUCGACGCUUUUAUCUUAAUUCGUAACAUUAUGUAUUUUUCACUCGUUCAAAUAUUUGUUUAAACUGUAGUAACAAAUAACAGUGUGAAAUCAUCAA
Brassica napus (rape) is the source of this 2232-nucleotide messenger RNA. RefSeq names its product GATA transcription factor 18. The coding region runs from base 1195 to 2061 and encodes 288 amino acids. The record is from RefSeq and is a predicted model, not a curated record. Gene Ontology annotation, biological process: regulation of DNA-templated transcription; flower development. NCBI's taxonomy places the organism in Eukaryota, Viridiplantae, Streptophyta, Magnoliopsida, Brassicales, Brassicaceae. The transcript is spliced from 2 exons. Gene Ontology annotation, molecular function: DNA-binding transcription factor activity; sequence-specific DNA binding; zinc ion binding.